Messenger RNA from Perkinsus marinus ATCC 50983, 1320 nucleotides. Its product is annotated as ribosomal pseudouridine synthase, putative. The record is from RefSeq and is a predicted model, not a curated record. Lineage: Eukaryota; Perkinsozoa; Perkinsida; Perkinsidae. Gene Ontology annotation, biological process: pseudouridine synthesis. Gene Ontology annotation, molecular function: RNA binding; pseudouridine synthase activity. The transcript has 12 exons. Bases 1 to 1320 code for a protein of 439 amino acids.
AUGCUCACCACACACGCACCACACAGUUGGUUUCCUCCACUCCUACUGCGGAUUGGUGCCGUUCGGGGCUUCACUGCAGUAGCGGAGAAGAGCAAGGAGCCACCCAAGGCUGUUAUUGAGCUCUUCGACGUCCUUCGAGAGGAAUCUCUCAAUAGAAUGAAAGACUUCGAGGCUAAUCAUUUAUUCAGUCUAGUGUGGGCCUACUCUACGGCAAAGAGGUUGGAUAAGCAGCUGUAUGAAGCCUGUCUCGAUAGAGUACGGCAACUGGGCAAUAAGAAAGACGAAGCGAAAGGCCGCGGAGUCGGUGAGAGGCCUCAGCUGGUGGACAUGGACGAGAUGGAUACCACAGUUCCGGCUGUCCUCCACGAGACGAAGCAUUUAAGUGUCAUCUGGAAGCCUGCUCAUUGGCACGUGUCAGUGACUUCAGCUAUAGCAGGGGCGGCUGAGGGGGAGGUAGAUGACGCCACGGAUGAAGAGGCCGAGGCCAAGGAUGCUGCCUUCAAGACGAUGACUAGUGCCAACGGGAAUGCCUCUGGCUUGCAGGAAUGGGUAGAAGAGGCCUACUCUGGUUACCCGAUAGCAAGGGAUCGUCAUCAUGCCCAUGGUAUACUACAUCGCCUUGAUGUGGGCACUAGCGGUCCUCUACUGUUGGCCCAUAGUUAUAAAGGCUUCUAUAUGGGCCGGUUGGUCUUCUGCUCCCACCAGAUCGACAAAGAAUACGUUGCAUUGGUGAAAGGCCAUAUGGGAACUGUUGGGAAGAACAUCGUUAUAAGCGAUCGAAUCAAAAUCCUCAAGUCGACUCUGGACAAUGGGCAGUCCUACAGCACCACUUGUGUAGUAGCGCCUGAUGGAAAGCCUUCCCUCACAGAAGUUGUACCGGUGGCCCAUUACAAUGACGGAUCUGGCGAGGAAUAUUCGUUGGUGUUAGUGAAGUUGCAUACAGGAAGAACACAUCAGAUUAGAGUGCAUAUGGCGUACAUUGGUCAUCCCUUGGUAUGCGAUCCGAAGUACGGCAAUCCGACCGACCCCGAGGCUGCCAAGGCGGUGUGUGCAAUAGACAGAUUGUGGUGUCCUCGGACCUUCCUGCACAGCUAUCGACUCUGUUAUAAUCAACCAAUGGAUGUUGUUGAUGAGAAGGAUGCUACUGUGGACGUGUACGUGCCGAUGCCUUUGGAUCUACGUCUGGCUCUAGCCAAGUUGACUCCUAUAGAGGAGCAUUGCGCUGAGACUGCACGAUGGCUGAGUGGCAAGAAGUGCGGUAUCGAGGGAAAGAGCUUCGAGUCGAAAUGCGAAAAGGAGAAGGAUGCUGUUGGCGUAUGA